Messenger RNA from Diaporthe batatas, 1512 nucleotides. RefSeq lists its product as uncharacterized. Lineage: Eukaryota; Fungi; Ascomycota; Sordariomycetes; Diaporthales; Diaporthaceae. Gene Ontology annotation, cellular component: cytosol. The record is from RefSeq and is a predicted model, not a curated record. Gene Ontology annotation, molecular function: tRNA binding; sulfurtransferase activity. The transcript is spliced from 2 exons. Bases 247 to 1446 code for a protein of 399 amino acids. Gene Ontology annotation, biological process: tRNA wobble position uridine thiolation.
CAGGAGUCUGACUAGGCGCCCGGAAUUGUGGGAUCUGAUCUCAUACUCCGUACCGACGUGCUGGUACCGACGGGACGGGACGGUCCAUAUCGCAGAGAUUUAGUUAGUGCACCAACGCAGUCAACGAAGAAUUCCGCUCCCCUUCACCAACCCUCUUGUUUACCGAGCGUGGCCCAAAUUUUCAAACUCCCCUAAACGGGUCUUCAAAUCAUCGUUCCCUCCAGUGCAUGAGUGCCCAGGCACAUUAUGGCCCCCAUCGACGCAGGAUCGACGCUCUGCCGACGGUGCAAUGAGAACGAGGUCACACACACGAUCCGCUCGGAGCCAACAUGCGGCCCCUGUUACCGUAAAUAUGUGCAGAUGAAGGCCGUCAAGCGGCUUGAGGCAGCAUCCAAGGAAAUCCGCGCCGCGCCAACACAGACCAAGAAGGUCCUAGUCGGCCUGUCCUUUGGCGUGUCAUCGUCCUCGCUCAUCCACAUGCUCUAUGAGAGUGUCGAGAGUCAGCUGAAGAAGAGGCCAACCCCGGCCUAUGAUCCUGUGGUGGUUCAUGUCGAAACGGAUACCGGCGAUCGGACCUCAUCAUCGCCUUCCCAGACCAAGAGGCUUCUAGACAAAUUCAGCGAGCGAUAUCCCCGCUUUACAUUUCGGCGCAUACCGCUCACUUCGGCGCUGGACUUGGACACGAUCGACUGGAGCUCAUUGCCCGUCGCGCCAGGGGAAAAAGAGAAGGAACCUGGGGAGAGGUUGCACAAUUUCUUCACCCGCCUGCCCUCCACGACGUCCAGGGCUGACAUUGUGCGGUUGCUCGUGCGCCACAUCCUCAUAUCCACCGCGCUGGCCGAAGGCUGCCACGCGCUGUUCCUCGGCUGCAGCACCACCGCCCUGGCAGCGCUGACCCUGGCGGAGACGGCAAAGGGGCGGGGGUUUACGCUCCCGUGGGUGAUCAACGACGGGCCCCAGCCUGUCCACGCCUUCACCACCGCACCGCCGCCGACGGACGCCGGCUCAGAUACUCCAGCACAGGCAGCCACUGGUAGAGAGGUGGCCAGGUUACCGAUCUACUACCCCCUCCGUGAGGUGUUCAGGAACGAGGUCAUCGAAUACGCGGGACUCGUGUCCCCGCCCCUCACGGACCUCGUCCUGCCUUCCGACGCGGCGGGCCCAGGAGCUGCCGUCGUGUCUCACAGGGACGUCAGCAUAGACGACGUGAUGACUCGUUACUUUGACGAAGUCGAGGCGAGCUACCCUUCCAUCGUGGCCAACGUGGUGCGCACGACGGCGAAGCUGGAGCGUCUCGGAGAGGAUGGGGACGACGUGUCGUGUGGGCUAUGCGGGAUGGGACUGGAUGAGCAGGGGAAUAAGAGAUGGGAGGGUGAGAUAGGAGACGCGGAGGCAAGCGAGUAUGGGAGUCUAUGCUACGGUUGCCAGCGGUCAAUGCGGAACUGAUACCUUCAUAGCCUCGGGAACUUUAUAAACUGGCGACUCAUGGGCGCGAGUUGUUAGGGCUUUCUA